This is a messenger RNA of Symbiodinium pilosum, 4242 nucleotides long. The record is from the annotation of a GenBank genome assembly. NCBI's taxonomy places the organism in Eukaryota, Dinophyceae, Suessiales, Symbiodiniaceae.
AUGUGGAUGAACGCCCGAAUGCAACAGAAGGAGAUGUUCGAUCAGGACCUUCUGCAAUCUAUCUACGAGAAGUCUGGCCAGAGAGUGCGCAACCGGACUGCGGUGUUCGGGGGCGGCCUGAUGGGCAUUCUGUCCAUGCCCUUCGGGCCCAUCGGUAUGGCUGCUGGCGCACUCUUCGGAGCUCUGGCACCUCGGCAGCCGUGUCGGUAUGCUCAUUGGGCCUUGGCCCUACAAAGCUUCUCCGCCUCUGCAGAGCUGAUGAGCAUUCCUAAUGUGUACGCUGGUCUGCAGAGCGAUUUGCAGAUGAGGCCCACGGAGCUGAUGCAAGAGUCAAUGCCUCCAACAAUGGCAACAGACAACACAGUGCCAGGUGGCACACACAAGGCGAACGCUUUGAAGCGCUUGAAGAGAGACCCUUCAUUCAUCUUCAUUCGGGCUUUGACGAAGAACCAGGAGUCCAUGCGAUUGGUGCAGCCCAGCAGUGUUGAGCGUGGCAUUGUGUUUGUUGCUAUUGUUGGCGAUGUUGUCGUCUUGGAGUUCAAACCCAUAGCCGACAUAGCUGCGGCCUCCAAAAAUGAGGCGAACCCUCAAACUCUUGGAUUCCUGGGCAGCCCGCAGAAGCAUGAUGCGUCAGCUGUGGGUGGAUGCCUGAGAUCUGUCACGGUUGCCACCUGUCAGUGCGAAAUCCGUUAUCCUGAUCCUUACCUCUACAGCGGCAAGGCUAAGGCCACAUCGCUCUACAACCCUCCUGUCGAGCUGCCAUCCUCGAGUGCCAGCAACUUCUUUGAGGAGGCAUCGGCAGGAGAACCAGAAGAGAUGGAAACACGCCGCAAAUUCAACAAGUUCUGCACCCGAGCCAAAGACGGCGCUGAACCGCAGCACUUCCUGUCGUUUGACAACUUUGUUUCCCUACUGGCCCACUAUGAAGCAGCAUCGCCCUCAGCGGUGUCAUCCUAUUUCUACGCGGUGGACCGCAAACGUGACAACAUGAUUGACUUUGAUGAGUUCUUCCUUGGUGCGGUUGCUGGAGAUCCAACGACAGUGCACAUCCUCAAUUCCUUCACCGGAAGACCCUUGGAGGGAGAAAGGGCGCAAUUCACAUUCGACUUUUACGACACAAAUCACUCUGGCUUCCUAGAGCUUGAGGAGUUCGAGAAGAUUGAUGCUCGCCCGCAACUAGUCAGAGAUUGUGCUCUGGCCCAGCUGGCCCCAUCGACGUCCAGAUUUCAUGCACUUGAGAAAGCAGAUGAGCUGGGCCUCAUAGACAGGAAAGACGGUAGCUUCAUACCUCCAGACAAGAACAAAUUCUAUGAGUUCAUCAUGACGGAACGCUUACGUGGCACUUCUCGGCUCUUCCGCUUUCAGAAGACGCUGAUAAGACCACACAAUCGGAACACGAGACGUGGGCACCCGCCUAGCGCCAACGAAGUGCCGGCGGAGGCCAAUACUACGUCUGUGCAGCCGCUACCACGCUCGGAGCGCGGCCAUCGCGGCGAGCGUGCAGAUGGUGCUGAGCGGCAGCCAAGAGAGGGCUUCGAGCUUCCAAUCCUAGAGGCCAAGCUCCGCUUCCCCGAGGCCAAAGAGGACCCCAUACCAGACAUGACGACCGAAGAGCCGGGCAGCGAACAGGAUUCUGAGAUGAGCCCGUACAAACUGGGCCGCGAAAGCGACGCCCCCAGCCCAAGCGAGACGAAGGACGUGUCGGCACUUCCGCCCUACGACACCUACCUGCCACCCGCACCUCCUUGCCAAAUCACCUUGGACACUGAUCUCGGUGUUGCCGAUGCCGUGAUCGUGGCGCAGCGCGUUGUGGAGACACUCAGAGUGGAGGACUUUCCAGGUCUCGUACCCCCGCCGGACGGAAGCUUUGCGCUUUUGACCUCGUUUGAGCUCAUCGGGCUCUGCAAUGCAAUUCGGCCCAUUCUCCAGGAAGAAGAGAUGAUCAUCCCCAAUGUGACAGAGCCCGUCAAAGUCUUUGGUUCGCUUCAUGGGCAGCUCACCGAUCUCCUGUCCUGGUUUAAGUGGCAUAAGCCACCCUCGGAUGAGCACAUGACAGGCGAUCUCCUGUAUGUGAACUAUGUUUUCCUGGGCGACUAUGCAGACCGUGGGGGCUAUGGAUUGGAGGUCAUUUCGAUCCUCUUCUCCCUGAAGGUGUUGUUUCCCGACAGAGUCUGCUUGCUUCGGGGUCACCAUGAGAACCGGCACGUGAAUUACCACCUCGGUCUCCGGCAGGAAUGCGAGAAACGUCUUGGGGCACAAGGCCUUGAAGUCUUCGAGCACUUGAACAACGCGUUCGAGUAUCUCUCCCUGGCUGCGACGACUCGAGGCCAGUAUCUGGCGAUGGGACCAGGGGUUGUUCCUGCAUCGCUCUCGCGUCUAGAACAUCUCAAGCGCUUCAAAAAGCCCCUGACGCUGCCGCACCCGUCGCUGGCUUUCGGAGGCGAAGACGAGACUGACGAGAAGAUCUUGUUAGAGCUCUUCAUACCGGCAUCGCUGCUGUCUCGGGAGAUGGGCAAGAGUAGCGUGCUGACCGGCAAGCAGCUGAGGGCCUUCUGUGCUGUUCACAAGCUCUGGGGCAUACUGCUCAGCCGGGAGAUAGUGCCGCAUGGCCACUUGCAAGAGGACUGCGUCAUAAGGGUUUGUUCGUGCCUCAACUACUGCGAUCUGCCCUUGGGGAACCUGGCCUCCAUCCUGUACAUCACGGACGAGGACUCGAAUGUCACGGUGAGACCGAAGGUUCUGACCACCUACCUCGACAAGCAGUACUGCUAUCUCUCAGACUACACCAGCCCGACGGUGCCCCGACGGAACAGCUCGCCAAGCCGCUGGCCUAAGCAGGUACGGGCACCCACUCCGGACCGCAUUAUGGCCCCGGAAGAAGCAGUGGGGCACUCAGGGCCGAGCGCCACGAAAAGAGUCCAGAUGAGGACGAUGGCCUCUUCCUCUUUCCCGCGUACAAGGCCUGUGCGCCGAAACGGGCGCGCCCUGGAUCAACGAUACCUGAUGGCCGACGGCCAGCUCCAGGCAACCUGUGGGCAGGUCCUUCAGACGCUCCUGGUCAUGUACCGUUGCGCUUCACGGGUCUUGGCAGAGCCAGAGGAGAACUUUGUCCUUCGAGUGGAACGGCUGUUGGAUAAUGAGCUGGUCAGGUUUGUGAUCUCGCAGCAGCAACAGCUGUCCUCAAACAACCAGGGUGCAGUCCUGGCAGAAAGCAUGAUCUUCGCGGAUGCUCGGAAAGGAAAACGUAGCAAAUCAAAGGGCACUCUCCCGGAGAGGGAGCUCCACGCUCAGAUCGAGGAGGACUCCGAUCAUGAAGACAUGGACGUUCUCUCCAAUCCUGGUGUUCGCCCAGGCAACUGGUCCAGCGAAAUGUCUCGCACUUCCAGUGGCGACUCUUACGAGAAGAAGAGGACCGAGGAAGCGCAGCGCGUGCUGAAGGCUCCUUUCUUCAAGUCCUGGGAGGACUUCAUGGAGUUCGACAACAACUACAAGCACAAGAUCCCAAUCACGCAAAGUGAUUUCUCGCUACUGCUCGAGAAGGAGUCGCAGGGAAUGCAAGGUUGGGAUAUGUGCGUCGAUCGCAAGGAGAUCAAGGUUGCCAAGACUCUUCAGUCGGAUGGCAGCGGCUGCAUUUUCCUACGAGCGUGGUCCUCCCUGCCUGAUGUCGACUUGCCGGUCGUCUUCCACAUGUUUUACAAGUGCGAAAAGCGCAUGGAGUGGGACCGAGCGUUCUUCGAGAUGAAAACCCUUGACCAAAUAGAGGGAUCGGACAUCCUGUACAGCGUGUUGCGGGUGCCGGCAUGUACGCCCCGUGACUACGUGCAGUACCGGCGGGUCAAGGUCUUGGAGGAUGGCACUGUCCUCAUCAGUCUGCGCUCAGCCAACCACCCUGAUAUGCCUGAGAAGAGUGGGUACAUCCGUGCAGAGUCCUUCACCUCUGGUUACGUCAUGCGCCGGUACAAUGAUGGGAAGGAGAAGGGCACCAAAGUCUUUUUGAUGACGUGCACCGAUGUAAAGGGCAUCAUCCCAAAAUGGAUGAUUAACUUCGUGGCUCCGCGGAAGCCGGGCGAGUGGAUUGACUGCCUGAAGAAGGCGUGCCUGGACUAUCAAGCAGCCAAUCCAGACUAUCCGGCCCUUGAAGAGGAGCUGGAGCCAUUCAAGCAAAAUCAUCCUUUCGACUACGAGGACUUGUUCGGGCUCAUGAUGAUGCCAUUUUGCAGUUGUCAAAAAAGACUUGAGUGA